Molecule: messenger RNA, 2160 nt
Organism: Bathycoccus prasinos
Lineage: Eukaryota; Viridiplantae; Chlorophyta; Mamiellophyceae; Mamiellales; Bathycoccaceae
Exons: 1
Coding region: 1-2160 (719 amino acids)
Source: RefSeq, a predicted model, not a curated record
AUGACCAACACCUCUCACACGCGUCGUCGUUCCUCGUUUUCGCACCAUCGUUACUACUACUACUACUACUACUUCGUGUUAUUCUUUUCUUGGUGGUGUUGUAGUUGUUGUUUCGAAGCGAUAUCAUCGUCAAAGUUCGAUAUCGUUAACGGCGAUUCUGAUGAUGAUGAUGAUGUCGGAAGCAGCCGCACGAGCGCGUCAUCGAGACGGCAUCGAAGUUUGUACGAUCCCGACGACAAAAAAGACUUCAGAACAGACGAAGAGAAUAACGCGGUGUCGUUGGAACAUCGAAGAGCGGAUAUUUACGAGCGGAUAUUUGAACACGAAGAGAAACAACAACUCCUUCAUAGGGAAAGUAUGAUGAAGAGAGCAAAGAAUACCAAGAAUACGGAGUAUGAGGAGGAAAAGGAGGAGAAGGAAGACGACGAUUUAAUCGGUAUCGAAGAUGUCAGAAGAGAGGAGGAAGAAAAAGAGCCGCGAGGAGGAAAAGGCACCUUUGAAACGAAGACUUUAAUGACGGAGAGAAUGUUGGUAGAACUGGAAACCGGGUACGCCGAGGCGAUGCGAGAGUUUCGGGAAAGGGCAAACGCGGCGAGUUUAGAAAAAUUGAACAGAUUGGGCGAGGUAUAUCGUAACGCGACGAGAGAAUACUUUGAGGCGUCUGAGGAGAAUGCGAGGAAAGUGAACAACGCGACGAUGACGACGACGGAUGCGAAAGAAGUAUUUUCGCGAAGAUUAGACGAGUACGAAAACAUGUGGAUAGACAAACUCGGCAUGAACGAGUUUCCAGAGGAACCGUUAGCGAGUAACGCGUACUUUCCUGAAUUUUUGCCAACUGCAGAUGCGGAAACUCUGUGUAAAAAGUUUAUCAGCUCUGCAAAAGAAGUGUCGCCGCAUCGCGCCAAACGAAACGUUAUUCAAUUUCCAGACGUGGAUUUUUUCAAUCGACAUACGUGGCCCACAUUAGGUAAGCUUAUCGAAGGGAGCGCCGUCAUUGCCGAGUCAAAAGUAAGGAGUCUGUACAACAAGAGUAAAAGUGAAGAAGUCGACGACGACCCGUUUACGUUCGAGAUGGUACCGGCACAAAUCCCGGUGGACCAGUUUAAGUUUAGCAAAAUUUCUGACUGCCCGAACCGCGAGAACGUAUAUUCGUGUCUUUUUGGAAAGCGUUCGGAGAACGAAGAGGAAAAUAACGAGCUUUGUACAAAAUGGACCAUUUCAAGAAGUAUUUUUUCAAAAAAAGAUUAUGAUGGCGGCAAGAAGGGGAGCAUCGAGGAGGAAGAUGAUAGCAAUCAUUCUUACUUCUCGCGCCAAGCUGGAAAAAAUUCUAACGCGCAUGCCGUGUUAACCGGGGCGAUUAUAAAUUACAUGGCGCCUAAUAUAUACGUCGACGAGAAAUUUUCUCGCGUAAAGUGUACGAGGACGAACGACAUCGAGAGUGGACGCAAAAGCGGGGAGGUGUUCUUCGUGUCCGUACACGGUCGGAGAAGCGAUUCUUGUAAUCUUUACUCCUCGAUCAAAAAAUACGGCAAAGAUAUAUGGAAUGAUCCGGAUGACAGAAAUCUUGGUCGCGCGUGCUUCGAUUCUCUCGAGUACAAGAAAGCGCUGCGGAUGUUGAUCCAUAAAUACUACGACCGAGGAGGUCGCGGCGCGUUCAAAAGUGUCACAGUUUUACUCGCCAGCGACUCCUCGGAGUUCAUACAAGAUAUGGUACGAGAAGAAACAGGAGGGAAUACUAAUGAACUCGACGAAUUAGACGACGAAAUGAACUACUGUUGGAUUGACCCCUCGACGCCGAGAGUGCGAGACGCGUACGGCACCGAGAAGACGUAUCGAAAAAACGUAAACUGGAUCGAAAAUAGAAUAGAUUUGGACGACAAAAGGAAAGGAGAGGUCGUUUCCGACUUAUCCUUGGCAGAACUCGAUCACAUAUCGAAGGGAUACGCGCUCAUCGGCGGCUUCCACGGGCAUUUCACUCGCGCCGCGUAUUACUUGAUCUCCGGACGACUCGGUGCGCCCGCGCCGUACGUUUCCUUGGACGGGGGUGGUUUUAUACACCGCGACGAUUACCUUCAGAUGAAAGAAAAGAAAAAGGAUACCGCGGAAAAGGCUGAAAAAGACUUCGGGGAGUCUUGGUUCAAGUGGAUGCACGUGGUUUAG